Schizosaccharomyces japonicus yFS275 is the source of this 3097-nucleotide messenger RNA. Its product is annotated as guanyl-nucleotide exchange factor Ste6. Bases 444 to 3041 code for a protein of 865 amino acids. Gene Ontology annotation, molecular function: guanyl-nucleotide exchange factor activity. Gene Ontology annotation, biological process: small GTPase-mediated signal transduction. Lineage: Eukaryota; Fungi; Ascomycota; Schizosaccharomycetes; Schizosaccharomycetales; Schizosaccharomycetaceae. The record is from RefSeq and is a predicted model, not a curated record. The transcript has a single exon.
CACGUGGCAACUAUAGAAACUUAGUAACAAUUUGCGACAAAACGCGUCGACGAGACGAAACAAGGUGUUACUUCUGCCUGUACCUUUGAUGAACACAAAUAGUUAAAACCGCUGAAAAUACAUGAUAAACGAAACAUAAACGGCGUUCUUGAUGUGACUUACAUGAAGUUUCUUUGUGAACAAGGCAAUUGCUGGUAAGGGAGAUGAUUUAAUUAGUAAAUUACGCUUUGCGUCAUUUCAGUUGGCGUCAAAAAACUGAACAAAGCGAAAAAAACGUAAAUAUAAAAGGAGAAAUGUUUCAUGGAACUGUUCUUUUAUUAUCGACAACUGAUUCUGAAACGUACGAGUGAAUAUAGAAACGAAAGUUGCUAUUUUUCCUUUGAAGUUCCUGUUGGUUUCUUGUUGAAGGGACAGUUCAGUACUGAAGACGAGUUUCGCGAGAAAUGCGUGCGAUAGCUGUUGAAGAUUACCAGGAUGAUCAUUCGGAAUUACCUCAACUUAGUUUUUCUGUUGGGGACAUUAUUCAUAUCACAGAAGUCCUUGAGAAUGGUUGGCUAGAAGGAGUUAUCGGAAAUCAGAAGGGAUAUUUUCCAGCUAGCCAUGUGGAAUUUCAAGAUGAACGGACAAACAUUGUAACGCCUUCUAUAUGGCAUUUUCCAGACGCAAUGCGCCGUUUGUCUAUACGAGGAAGUAUAUGCUCAAUGCAUGAGAAUGCAUUCCAAUACCAAAAACGAAUUCUCUUUCGUAAGUUCUGCCAAGACAUUAAGAGCAAAGUGAAAGCACUUCUUUUGUCUUUUUCCUCUACCCAGGAAUUGCACUAUUACCAGGAAUGUGUUUCUGUUUUAUCCCAAUGUCUCGUUCAAUUUUUUGAAGCGCUUGGACAAUUUACGACCAAAGUAGACGAAGGACUUCGUAAAAUCCUCCAGCUCAUUUCCAAGCUCAUGGUAUUACCAUAUUACUCCUCCCAAAGUCAGGAUUACCAAUUAUGUUAUACAGCGGCGUUGAAAUACCUUGGCAGAUUGGUGCUUUUAUUACAGCAGCGCACAUCUGUGUCUUUAACGGAUCAGUUACCACCAGAUGGUGUACCUUAUCACACUGUUUGUUUUGUUCCCGUUCAGGGUGAUCUGCUUGGGGCUACAUUCGAUGCAUCAGAAGACGCUUCACUCGAGUUGAAUGCUCGCGUACUCACAAAGCUCUUGCUAGCAUCAUCAAAACUUUAUAAAAGGCUUUCUGUUUUGAUUGAAAUCGUAAAUGACAGAAUUUCUACAGACGAAUUCACUGAUCUCCUUGAUUUAAUAAAGCGCUUGUCUCAACUCUUUUCACUGCUAACGGACUUGAAUUUGAAAGAACUUAUCUUGGACGAUUUCAGUGUUCCUUCCUUAAGCGUAUUCACGACUUUAAAAGAUACAGCAAUAGAUGAUAUCUGUGAGCUUUUCUUGCUGGUGCAAACAUUUAUGACGACUGCUAACAAUGAUGGUCAAAUUUCACCCAUAGAAUGUGAAGAGAACUUGAAAACCCGGCUUUCUCGUUUACAGGAGACACUUGUGAGCUUGUGUACGCUCACUGUCUCUUUGUACCAACAGUUUUGCAUCCUACGGGAAGACAUGAAUUCAAAGAGUAUACCUGGUGAUUUUUCUGCCGAAAAUUUACCAGAUGAUGCUUCUUUCGCGGUGGAAUCCUUAUUGAAAAGGGAUCCUAUCAAUGAGCAGAUGUGUUCCCUUUUUGUAGAUUUACGUACACAAAACAACUUGCGUGUAAAUGCAAACGGUCGCGUGCUUAGCGGGAACCUCUAUUCCCUCUUCUGUUAUUUGUUUCGCUAUGAUCUCGACAAUAGCAAUUACACAAACGUGUUCUUUUUGACGUAUAAUAGUUUCACUAAUUCUCUUCAACUAUCCAGUUUCAUUGCGGCAAAACUGUUUGGUGAAUUGAAGCAGCAUUCAGGAAAGAAUACGAAUUUUGGUUCCACAAGGCAAGUAAGAAGAAUGCUGCAAUUGAUGCUUACUUGGCUUGAAUUAAAAAAUGGUAACGACUUGAAGGAAACAGAGUUUAUGUUACUUAUGAACAACGUGUACGGUAUCAUUCACGCUUUGGAAAGAAGACGCUUUGAUAUGAGCUCCAUGAAGAAUUUGUGUCAAGAGAAACUGAAGCAUCGCAAUAAGCGCACUCUCUUUAAAAACGUGCAAGGUUUAUAUAAUGACGUUCCUAAACCUUUGGUACCACCCUCGUUUGCUGGCUUUCGUAUUUACAACCUAAACCCUAUGGAGGUUGCAAGACAGUUGACAUUAAUUGAGUUCCGUUCUUUCCUUAACCUCACAGACGGGGAAUGUCUCAUGAAGAUGUGGGAUUUGAAGAACGCUUUGUAUGGAAUCUCUGAGAAUGAAGGUACACGAGCUGUUUGCUUUUGCUCGAAUCAACUUGUUUCAGCAAUCAUAGCCGAAAUUGUUGAAGGGAAAGAACUUAAAAUAAGGAAAGAUAUUCUGGCAUUCUACAUCUGCCUCGCCUCUGCGCUCUUUGAGCUACAAAAUUUUGCCUCCUUGUUCUCAGUUAUUUCAGCUUUGAAUUCUUCGCCUGUGCAUCGGUUAAAGAAAACUUGGGGAAUUCUGACUGUGAAACAGCAAAAGAUGUUUCAGUCUUUGGAGGAAAUUACAAACACUUCAAAGAACUAUCUGUCAUAUCGUGAAUGCUUGGAAAGAAGUGCACCUCCAUGCUUGCCGUUUAUGGGGGUAUUUAUGACGGAUAUUACAUUUCUGAAGGAUGGAAACCGUGACAAACUUGAGAAUGGCUUAUCCAUUAAUUUUGAAAAGCGCUGGAAAUUUGCUAAUUUGUUGAAUGAAAUUCGGCGCUUCCAGUCGGUGCCUUAUGCAUUUGAACCUGUAGAACAUAUACAGGAAAUGAUAAACAAGCAGCUCGAAAAGGCUUAUGAUGCUGACAAGCUUUAUGCAAAGUCACUAGCAAUUGAACCUCGAGAGCAGGAAAACAGACAAAUGCAAAGGCAUAAUGUGACAGUUGACCGACUGCUCAAAGAAUCUGGUUUUUUAUAGCAUAUUCCUAUUGUAUUUUUAGAUAACAAUUUCAUUUACCAUAACAUUGUUGCAUA